Molecule: messenger RNA, 2803 nt
Organism: Symbiodinium necroappetens
Lineage: Eukaryota; Dinophyceae; Suessiales; Symbiodiniaceae
Source: the annotation of a GenBank genome assembly
AUGAAUGGCAUUUGCCUCGGCAGGACGAUUCGGCCGCCACACCCGGGGCCACCGAAUCACACCUACUCCACCAGCCCAAUCUGCAAAACGCACGGAAGUCGAACGGCUUUUGCCGUGCUCGAGCUCGGAGCUCUGCCAAAGGUGCCCGCCUCUGGUGGCCACACCCUCAACCAGAUGUGGUGGAAAGGCGUCCCCCCGAAGUCGAAGCUUCCGGUCAGCUUGGAAGCGGGCUGGUUGACUACCGACCUGACCGGCAUUUCCGAUGCGAGGAGCAGCCAGAGCAUGGGAACCAGGCUUUUCGUUUACUCGACGCCCAAUGCAUACUUACCAACGGAUGACUGCGAGGGUGGCAACGGCUUCGACCAUUGGGGUGGCUUCGUCCACUAUCCCGGUGGACCUGCCCUGGGCGUAUAUACCGUCAACAAGCUUCGAUCCGUUUUCCUGUACAAGACCGUCGGUUCGACUGAGGGGAUGCCAGAGCGGGUGGAGUUCUACCUCGCAAAGCUUGGGAAAGAUUAUCGGAAGCCUAGAUCUGUGGCCAGCACACGGCACCUGGUGGGUUAUUGGCCUAAGAGCCAUUUCUGUCAAGGCUUCCCGAAGCACGAAGACCUUCUGCUGUACACAGGGCUUGAGGUCUUCGUGCCAUCCCAGUGCCCCGGAAUGCCUCGCACGGCUUCCGGGCGGAUCUUGGGAUGGGGCACGGAGUGGAACGCGGGCGAUCCAGAAUUCUACCCGAUGCUCAAGGAUGACGGAAGCGCGACGGUUUUCCUGGCAACUGCGAAGCAGGAGUGGCAAGCAUCGGUGGGUUACAAUCGGAAGUGGAAGGCGCCUUUCGUGGACUUCUCCGGCAUCUAUCGGCCGGUCUCCUGUGUGGUGCCCGGGAAGCUGCCCUGCGAGGACAUUACCUGUCCAGGGUUUGUCAAGUAUUCUUCAGGCUUAGAUGAUGCGAAGCAAGAGUUUGAGAGCCCUCAGAGCUACAGUUUCGGGGCGAUGGGCUUGAGCCGGCCCAUCGAGGCUUUGUGCGGCAUUGAUCGGCGCUGGGGGGUGGAAGCUGCGCAUGCAUCGCGCGAGAUGCAUCGUGCCAUGGUGUACCUCAUUGCAAUUGCCAUUGUUGGCUUUCCAAGUGUGGCCGCAUUCCGUGGCCAGAGUCAUGUCCAGGCGUCCCUGACCGUGAACCAAAGCACGCCGGAUCUGGGUCUUGGCAUUGCUGCCGUCAGCAAGUAUGCCGGUGGUAAUUGUCAGUUCAUGCCUGCCUUUGAUGUUGCGGCGUUCUUGGUGGAAGAGGCACCAGCUGCAGCGAAAGGCGUGGGAAUGCUUGCCAAGCCUGCCGUGACCGCCGUGCAGGUGGCUGCCAAGGUCGCAGGAGAAGUAGUUCCAGGAGCAGGAGCUGCUGCGAACGUCGUGUCCAAGGGUGUUAAGGCUGCAGGCGUCGCUGGUGCAGUCGCCAAGGGAACUAAGACUUUGACUCUUGCCUCCAAGGCAGGCUUGGUUGGCAAAGUCGUCGGUGGCGCCUUGUCAUUGAGCAAUCCUCUUGGCAUGGUCUGGACGGCCUUCAACGUCGGAACAACAGCGUAUCAGCUCUAUGAGCUUCAAAAGAUCAUGCGAGACCCACAUCAGCUCUGUGAGGUCCUCUCCGACUGGGUCCCCCCUUAUGACCAUGCCGCAUGCCUCAAAGGCCUCAGCAAAAACCUUCCGGGACUCCAACUCCCACCCAACAUCCCUGACCUCGACUUGGCUCUUCCAAAUCCCCCUUCCCAACUUGCGGUGGCCAAGAUCGACAAGAAGGUGGCCCUGGCGGCGGCUGCUGUUCUCAUGGCCUCUACAGGUGCCUUGGCCCUCUGGCACCACAGCCUCCACUCCGUGGCCUAUGAUCGCGCCAUUUGCCCAAGAGAUCUUUGGUUGGAGGACCCUAUGCUCGUGGACUGGUACACUGAUGACGCCAGCAGUUCCUCGGGCUCCUCAGCGUCCAUGGAGGAGGACAGGGAGCGGGAGGAAGAGGACAUGCUGGGAUUCUCAAGUGCACCGAUGCCGAGAUGCAAUGGUCUCAGGUGGGUCUCCGUGCCAACGCAAUGCUCAGCAUCGGACCUCGCGUGCCAGCAACGAAGUUGCCAGCAAGCAUGCUGCGACGACGAGAGGUGUUCUCUCUACCAGUUUGACACCAAGUCGGUCGGCAAGUGCUGGCUGGGUGAGUCCUCGCAGUUUACGGCCGAGAAGUGUGAGCAAUGGGUGGGGAAAGUCAAGGAUCAAGGGGGCUUUCAAGAGGAUCCCAAGCUUUUCGUGCAAGUCAUGGGACUCAACAAGGUGCCAAACUCUGCUUUGGAAGCUGCAAAGCCGAAGAGCUGCGGCAUGCGCCCUUUGAGUGCAGAUGCCUGCGCGGCAUUGACUUGCGAGGAUCUCUGCAAGGAAGAGACAGAUUGCCGCUUCUAUCAGUUGCGCGUCGGUCGUGGGGAAUGCUGGCUGAGUACAGCUGAGCUUCCGAGCCAGGCCCCAGAGCCGAGUUGGCAUGGCGGACUGCUGGAUGCAGUAAAACAAUCGCAAACGGACUGCGAGGGCGGCUUCCUUUGCCCAUCGGACCAGAAGUGUGUGGAGAGCUGCGCGGCGUGUGCUGGCUUCAUGCUGGGUGCCGAGAAUGAGAAGCGUUGCCGGCGCACGGCCGAGGAAGGUAUCUGCGACCCGAACAGCUGGGAGAAGGACUUUGAGGGAACUGCCCUGGAUGCAACGCAGUGCCAGGGUCUCAGCCGGGUGGUGGUGAAGAUGUCCGAGGCGACCGGUUUCAAUGGCCACGCUAUUUGCCAGGAAGCCU